AUGGGACUGGGACUUCAACAAUCUGAAGCAAAGGCUAGAUCCGAGUAUGUCAUGACUUUGAUUGAUUGUUACGCUGAGGAACAUAGUAAAAACAUCGAACUUAGAACGACCUCGACCCAUUUUGGUGGUCAUCUAAUCAUUAAGGAGCGACCAUUUCUGCCUCCAUUGUCAACUCAAACCUUGCCCUCGAAAAUUAUUUUGGAUAAAAAAUGUGGAGGAAGUUAUCAUCAUCUGACGUCGCAACGGGGAGACAAAUUAGCCAGGGGAAUAGCAAAACUAUUGUUUGAAGACGCCGCGUUAUGCGGAUGCAGCGAUCAGGUCAAGUGUUUAUCUUACUCAGAAGUGAUGUCCGUGUUUGAGGCCGGGGCAUGGGUGGCAUUUGAACGAUUACAUCACGGAUUUUGUUCAGAUUUUCAACAGAGUCCGGUUCUUGAAGACGGUGGACAGAAAGUAGACAAACUUUCCCCUAGACGAUGGUGGAAACCUUAUAGUUGGCAGUGGCCCAAUAGAGCGGCUGUGUAUGGUAAACAGAGCGACCGAAAAAAUGAAAAGCCAACCAUAAUGCCAAAACGAAUGCAAGUAAAGUACAUAAAGAAACAUUGA
This is a messenger RNA of Macrosiphum euphorbiae (potato aphid), 603 nucleotides long. NCBI's taxonomy places the organism in Eukaryota, Metazoa, Arthropoda, Insecta, Hemiptera, Aphididae. The record is from the annotation of a GenBank genome assembly.